This is a messenger RNA of Andrographis paniculata, 947 nucleotides long. RefSeq lists its product as uncharacterized. The record is from RefSeq and is a predicted model, not a curated record. NCBI's taxonomy places the organism in Eukaryota, Viridiplantae, Streptophyta, Magnoliopsida, Lamiales, Acanthaceae. The coding region runs from base 151 to 732 and encodes 193 amino acids. The transcript has a single exon.
CACGCCUCCCGCUCAUCAUUCAUCAGUCAUCAGUCAUCAGUCAUCUCCACCGAUUAAGUACAUCCCGCCCAGUAAUCUUAGUUGUUCCUCAAUUCCUCCUUGAGCGAGCGAGCGAAAGCAGCAAUUCCUAAUUCUUUCUUCAAAUCGACAAUGGGCAUCGGCGGCAUCAUCGGCGGCAGCGGCGGCGACGGCGAAUGCUCCCACCCCCGCACGCGCAAGGUGUUCAUACUGACCAACUACGCCCUCCUGGGCGCCGCCUCCAGCUGCAUCUUCCUCACCCUCUCCCUCCGCCUCGUCCCCUCCCUCGUCGGCUUCUUCUUCAUCCUCCUCCAGCUCAUCACCAUCGCCGGCGCAAUCGCGGGAUCCGCCGCCGCCUCGCGCGGGGGUUCGUCCAAGUACUACUAUGGCGCCCACAUGGUGGCGACGGUGCUGACUGCCAUCUUCCAGGGGUCGGUGUCGGUGCUCAUCCUGACCCGGCCUUCGGAUUUCCUGGAGCACCUGAAGUCGUACGUGAUGCAGGAGAACGGGGUGGCGAUCCUGAAGCUGGCGGGGGGGCUGUGCGUCGCUAUCUUCUGCCUGGAGUGGGUGGUGCUCACGCUCGCCUUCUUCUUGAACUACUACGCCUAUGUCGAGCGGAACAACGGCAGCAGCAGCUACGGCGUCAAAGGCGGUUCCUCCACCGCCAAGGUCCAGGAUGCCCACGGCCUGCCGCAGCCUUUUCAGAUCGUCUGAUUUCAUUCAUUCAUUGUAUUGUUGUGUUUGAUUGUAUUGGUUGAGGAAGUUCCCUGAAUUUGUUUAUUCAUUCAUUUGUCUCUUUGUACCGAGUGCGCGAGGUGGUGAGUGUAUUGUAUUGAUCGAGGGCGAUGGAGGAUUAUCGCUGCUGAGACUGCAAAGUGAAAUGCAUAUAUAUAUAUAUAUAUAUAUAUUUUCGAGUUACAUUAUUCAUU